AUGCUGUUUCUCCUCUCUUUCGCCGUUGGCCCGACCGCCGCCCUCUGGGACUACAUCAAAGGCUUCCUGUGUACGGUCCUGGCUUCCCUGAUCAUCGAGAAGCCGAACUUCACCCAGUUUGGGGAGCUGGCUGACUAUGUUUACUGCACCUACUGUGCAGCACUGCUGCUGGAGCGAAUGGACCAAGACCGACUGCAGGACGAGUCAACCGAGUAUGCGCAAGAUCCCGAGCACGAGACUCUCGAAAGCUGCGAGGACUGGCGCCAAAGGUGCGACAGCUGGAAUUCCAAAGUCGAACCAGAACUCCUCGACAGCAGCUACCACUCGAAGCUUGGGUGUUUGCAUCGGACAUGCGCCUUUUGGCUGCUCUUUCUUGGCCUGCCGCUCUUGGCCGCUGUCCUGGUGGAUAACAGCAGCUACUCCUUGGGUUACGAGUGUCCACAGUUUCUGAAGACAAUCCUGCCGCUGCGAAGAUGCCAUGCGCAAGAUAACAAAAAGCGCUCAUCGUGUUGUGCUACCCAUGACGAAACAGAGUCGCCCAAAUACGUGACGAGAAUGCUACAGCUCGCAGUUCUCAGCUCGCAGUUCUCAAACUAG
Messenger RNA from Symbiodinium sp. CCMP2456, 597 nucleotides. The record is from the annotation of a GenBank genome assembly. NCBI's taxonomy places the organism in Eukaryota, Dinophyceae, Suessiales, Symbiodiniaceae.